AUGGGCAAACACCUCUGCCGGGCCCGGCCAGGGCUGUUCGUCGGCCUCCUGCUGGCAGCCCUCGCCCUGUGCGUGCGCACCACCGAGGAUGAAGCCGGCUCGAAUACGAGACGGCUCGAGUUGGAUACGCAGGUGGGCGAACAGCCUGAAGUCACGUCCUCCAAAGUCGCGGCCCCUAGUGAGCUGAGCCUGUGUGAGCAGUCUUUCUUGAGCACCUUUAUUCCAUGUCAGGAGGAACGCCUCAAGAGUACUUUUCAAGGUGAAACGGCAAACGCGGACCCCAGCCAUGCGCGAACCUUUGCCCUCUGUCUGGUCCACUGCGUGAAGCAGUUUGCCGCUUGUGCUGGUGGCCACAGCCUCCCUUCGCUUGAUCGCAUUGUUCAAGUCAUCAAGAUUGAUGCUCAGCGCCGUGAAUUGGACCCGCGGACCCUUUAUGAAAUGGGCCUCUUCCAAAGCACCCCCCUCGAUGUCGUGAGUCCCGCACUGCCCGGUUGCAGCCCUUCGCCCUGGCACCCCGACCCAACAGCAAGACACCAAACGGCUGCUGCCUCAAGCAUGUUUUUCCAUCAGGCAGCCCCGGCGGAUGUUCGGCGCAUGAUCCGUGCAGCUAAUGACCGCAAGCUACAAACUGCGCGAGAAGCCGGGCGUGAUAUUCUUGUCCGCCGCGCUGAUGCUGAUGCCCUGGCCCUCCUAACGGCCUACCGCAAGGUCGUCAAUCAACAACGCGUCGAUGAUAUGCGCGCCGCCAUUCAGGCUGAUGGACAAGAAGCUUUGGUCGUUGACGAGGUUUUUGAAGUCGACAUUUAUUUUGAAAUAGUCAUGCCCAUCGUGCCCUGGUUAUUCUCAGCCUCCCGUCAAAAUACCACCAAAAAUGAAGAGGAUGCCUCCAUCACACUUCAGCCGGCUGCCCCGGUAUCCCAUGAGCAAAGCGUUGCGGAUAGCCGCUUGCCUUCCGUACCAGAGCUACUGCACAAGGUGCAAGAUACGCAGAGUCAACUGAUGAUGGCACGCGAUGAGAUGCAAGCCAUGGACCGGGGCCGAGAGCAGCUUGAGCAGCAGUUGCGAGCACGUGAGGGGAUGGUGGCGAGCUUGGAAAAGCGCUGCACCAAAUUAGCCCAGCAGGCCCGAGACCGCUCGGAGACAGUGGAGCAACUUGAAGGCGUGGUUCGAGAUCGAAAGCAACAGCUACACGAACGCGGUCAAGAGGUGGCGCGCUGCCAGGCCCUAGUCUCGCAGCUACGCCGUGAUCUAGCCCAAAAGGAUCAGCUCCUGCAAGAUGCUCUGCGUGCCACGGAUGAACUCCAAUCACGUCUGGACGUGGGUGGGCUCGUGCAUGCUUUCCCAACCACUGGUACCCUGUCCCUGGACCGACUACAAGCGCAAAGGACAGAGCUGCAUGAAGCUUUGCAUAAGACAGAGGACUUGAUUUUACAGGCAAAAUUGGCAGAGAAGGUCAAGCAGGUUGUGCGGCACUUUGAGACGGAGCGCCAGGAGGAGCAGGCGUGUCGCAUCUGCUUACAUCACCAGAUCAACGUGGCCCUCCAGCCUUGUGGCCAUCUGGCUGUUUGCCAACAGUGCGCCGAGUUGUUGCCCGACGCGCUCUGCCCCAUGUGCCGCGCCGUUGUGGAGUCGACCGUGGAUGUGUACUACGCAUAG
This is a messenger RNA of Monosiga brevicollis MX1, 1656 nucleotides long. RefSeq lists its product as uncharacterized. The coding region runs from base 1 to 1656 and encodes 551 amino acids. NCBI's taxonomy places the organism in Eukaryota, Choanoflagellata, Craspedida, Salpingoecidae. The record is from RefSeq and is a predicted model, not a curated record. Gene Ontology annotation, biological process: regulation of cell cycle; negative regulation of apoptotic process. The transcript has 8 exons. Gene Ontology annotation, molecular function: cysteine-type endopeptidase inhibitor activity involved in apoptotic process. Gene Ontology annotation, cellular component: cytoplasm; spindle microtubule; nucleus.